Messenger RNA from Caenorhabditis elegans, 951 nucleotides. RefSeq names its product Serpentine Receptor, class BC (Class B-like) (gene srbc-37). The record is from RefSeq and is marked reviewed. Bases 1 to 888 code for a protein of 295 amino acids. Lineage: Eukaryota; Metazoa; Nematoda; Chromadorea; Rhabditida; Rhabditidae. The transcript is spliced from 5 exons.
AUGAAAGUUUUCAUUGAACUUGCCUGCUUAAUUGGAUUAGCUUGUGCCAUAAUUGUAAUCAUACUAAACUCGAAUUUAGUUUGCAAAUUCGCUCUAAAUAAAUCCAAGCGGAAAAAUGACAUGCAUCUGUUUUACUUUCGAUUUAUUUUGGACAUUAUAUUGGAAAUUUCUUUAUUUAUGUACAUUGGGUUCAUUUUCCUUAUGGAAAUUUUUCCUGACAUCGUACAACACCACCUCUUUCUCGUUGUAAUUUUUGGUCUACCAUUUUCUAACGUUGCCGCUGCCCGAUCCAUCAUAGCACUUGCAAUUGGCGUAGAGAGAACUGUCGCUGCGUAUUUCCCAAAAAUCUAUCAAAAUGUGCAAUUCAAAUAUCUAAACUGGAUAGUUAUCCUGGGAGCAAUAUUUUUCGGUGCAACAGAGUCUUUUGUGCUUUUUGGAUUUUGUUCGUAUAAAAUGGAAAUUCCAUCGAUGUGUCGAUUUUUUGGUUGUGCUAUUAACACGUGUUUCAAUACUUUUUGGAGUGCUCAUAGAACGAUAAUAUUCACUAUCAUUAUUAAUUUAUCAAUUUUGCUCUCCGUGAAACUUUUUAUUUUAAACCAUUUUCAAUUAGGAGUCACUAAUAAAAUGCUGUCAGAAGCAAAUCGAUUAGCAUUAAUUGAUGUUUGCACGGUUUUUAUUUUUGAUAUAAUCCCGGCGGUUUGCGGGAAUUUGUGGCCAACUGCAUACAUUUUUGCUUUUGAUAACGUGGGGCCGUAUAAUGGCAAUCUGAAAAUUAUAGGAUGUUCGAUAGAAUCGUUUAUUGUGUCAACUGUCAUUAUGCGUUCAAAGUCAAAAACUUCUUCGAAAAAUUCACGACUUGUUGCUAUUUCGAGAGUUACUGCUUUUUGAAUUUAGAAUUGCAAUUUUGUAUUUCUGCUAACAAAUAUUCAUAUCGUGCCCAUUCUGAACACC